Molecule: messenger RNA, 3663 nt
Organism: Papaver somniferum (opium poppy)
Lineage: Eukaryota; Viridiplantae; Streptophyta; Magnoliopsida; Ranunculales; Papaveraceae
Product: putative disease resistance protein RGA1
Exons: 2
Coding region: 106-3591 (1161 amino acids)
Biological process (GO): defense response to other organism
Molecular function (GO): ADP binding
Source: RefSeq, a predicted model, not a curated record
CAAACAAACAAACAAAAAAAACUUAAGAUCGUAUCCUCCAUUUGCUUUCUUCUUCCAUCCAUUCUGUUAUUUACUUUCUCUUCUUGAAAUCAUUUACUUGUUAUUAUGGCGUUGGAAGAGAUCUUUGUUAACGGUGCCACAGGGUUCAUGAAAAGACUAGUUUCUGUUGCUGCCAAAAAAAUUGGUAAGGCUGGGGCUGUAGACAAAGAUCUACAAAAGCUUAAGCAUACUCUGGAGAUGAUCGCUGCUGUCACAUCUGAUGCUGAAAAGAAGCAGGUGAAAGACAAAGUCGUGCAGCUCUGGUUGAGAAAGUUCCAGGAUGUUGCAUAUGAUGCUGACGACAUUUUAGAUGAAAUUUCUUAUGAAGCUAUGCGUCAAUCCCAAGAAGAUGGAAACGCGUGGAAGGUAACAGUCCUAUCAAAAAUUAAAUUUUCUUCGGAGAUAGCAAAACGAAUCAAAAACAUUAAUCAAGAGUUAGAUGAAAUUGCAAAGCACAACGUUAUGUUUCAGUUGGAACAUAGCGUUGAUGAUCUUACUGAGCAACUAGACCGAAUCACACUUUCUUUUAUAGGUGAUUAUAAAAUUAUUGGAAGACAAAAAGAUACGUCUCGCAUAGUAGACAUAUUAUUAAUGACCAACUCUUCAUCUUCACCAUCUGAUAAAUUUAGUUCCCAAGAAAAUAUUUCAGUCAUUUCAAUAGUGGGUAUGGGGGGACUUGGGAAAACGACCCUAGCUCAAUUGGUAUACAAAGACCACUCAAUUGAGAGAAGCUUUAAGCCAAGAAUUUGGGUCUGUAUUUCUGAGGAUUUUGAUAUCUUUUUAAUUUUAAGAAAUAUUCUCGAGUCGAUUACUCAAGAAAAGUGUGAUGAUUUUUCAAAUGUUGGUGUACUAGUAAAGAAAGUUCAGGAAGAAAUUAGUGGGAAGAAAUAUCUGUUGGUAUUAGACGAUCUGUGGAACGAGAAUGCCGAAGACUGGGAGAAACUUAAGGGUUAUUUAAGCGGAGGUGCUCAAGGGAGUAAAAUAUUAGUAACUACACGUAAAGAAAAUGUCGCAUCUAUUGUUAGGGGUGCACUUCCACCAUACAAUUUAAAAACCUUAGGUAAUCAAGAAUGCUGGUUAAUCAUUAAAAAUAGAGCUUUUUCUCCUGGUGGAGCAGUCCACACUGUAACUAUGUCAAAAAUAGGAGAGGAAAUAUCGAAGAAAUGUGCUGGUUUACCACUUGCAGCUAUUUUCCUCGGAAAUCUAAUGCGCUUGAAAAAAAAGGAAUCUGAUUGGUUGGCAAUCAGAGACGAUACCGUUUUCAACACACCAGAAAGUCCAAACAAAAUCAUACUAAUAUUGAAAUUGAGCUAUGAUAAUUUAUCUUCCCAUUUGAAAAAGUGUUUCUUGUACUGCAGUUUAUUUCCCAAAGAUCAUAAAUUUAAUAGAGAAACACUGAUUCAAUUGUGGAUGGCUGAAGGAUUCCUUCAUCCAUCCACUGGCAGAUAUCAAAUCUCACCUGAAGAUGUUGGCAAUGAUUAUUUCCUUAGUUUGUUGUCUAGCGCGUUCUUUCAAGAUGUAGAAAAGGAUGUGUUAGGUGACAUUGAAACAUUCAAAAUGCAUGAUUUGGUGCAUGAUCUUGCAUUAAGUGUCGUUGAUAGUCAUGAAGUCACGAUUCUAAACACAAGUGAAAUGGAAAAUGAUGUGUCUGGAAUUCGUCGUCUGCGGUUAAUCACGGAAGAAGCAUCAAGACCAUCUUCUAAUGUCUCGAAAAAUGCAGGAAAACUGCGCACAAUUUUCUGCCAAGAAGGUUCUUUUUGUCAGAGUUCAGUUAGUAACAAGCGUCUGCGUGUAAUUCAUCGUCUUGGUUCUAAUACUCGGGAAAUUGUAUCUUCGACUUUGAAGUUUAAACACUUGAGGUACCUUGAUCUCAGCUAUUCCGGUAUUAAAUCUUUUCAUGCUGCAUCCAUCAGUCAUCUCUACAAUCUACAGACUCUCAACCUUCAUAAAUACUCUAAUACUCCAUUUUUCAGCCCUAUCCGAGGUCCCGAAAAUUCUCAUCAAAACUCCACUGUUGAAAACAUUCUCAACAUGAUUGGUUCUUUGAAAAAUUUACGUCAUCUUGAUAUCUCUUACACAGAAACCAAAGUGUUACCUGAUUCCAUCAUUAGGCUCACCAAUUUGCAGACUUUAAAUAUGAGUUGUUGUAGAAGUAUUAUAGAGUUACCCACAAAUAUUGGGCGUCUCCAAAAUCUAUCUUCCCUUGACAUUUCAUAUACAAAUAUCAUAGAAUUACCCGACUCAAUCUGUCUCAUCUCUAAUAUAAAGAAGUUAAACUUCGUCCGUUGCUGGAGAUUAGAGGCACUACCCCGUAACAUUGGAGCUUUGACACAACUAAGAUCACUUGAUUUGGAUGGUACUUCUAAUUUAUAUGAAUUGCCUGAAUCUUUGACUAGCAACCUCUGUAGACUAGAGUCAGUGAACCUUUAUUUUCUUAGAAAUUUACCGAAAGACAUUAAGAAUUGGGUCGGAUUGAGACAACUCACUUUCGGAAAAACAGAGGGUGGUGUAAGGAUGCCAAGUGGUAUAGAAAACCUAACUCGCCUCCAAGUAUUAAAACCUUACCUGGUGAUGAAAGAAGAAGUCUGUACCACCGAAACCACUAAUAAUUCUACUUCUAGUUCUAUCUAUGAAUUAGCAUAUCUAAACUCCCUUUGGAAGUUACAGAUACUAAAUCUAGAGAAUGUGAGAGGUGGUAAAAUAGAGGCGGAGACGGCAAAGUUAAAAGACAAGCUAAACCUUCAAGAUUUAUGGCUACGAUGGGAAACCGAAGAAGAAGAAGAAGAAGAAGAAGAAGAAGAAGAAACCGAAGAAGAAGAAACCGAAGAAGAAGAAGAAGAAGACAAAGAAGAAGAAGAAGAAGAAGACAAAGAAGAGGAAGAGGAAGAAGAAGAGGAAGAGGAGGAAGAAGAGGAAGAAGAAGGAGAAGUGGCUGUUUGUGCUACUAUGGUGCUGGAAGGUCUCCAACCUCACUCUAAUUUGGAGAUAUUGGGGAUCCAUGGUUUUCCCGGUUUAAAGUUUCCGAUGUGGAUGAGUUCAUCUUCCUGUCUUCCUAAUUUAGUGAAAUUAAACUUUAAAAACUGCAAAAGUUGUGGAAAUCUUGUAGGCCUGGGUCAAUUCCCCUGUCUUGAGGUUCUUGUUAUUGACGGUAUGGAUUCACUGAAAAGUUUGGGUAAACAAUUUUAUUACCAGCAGGAAGAAGAAGUAGAGGAAAAAGAAACAACAACAACAUUAUUCCCUUCGCUAACGAGGUUUACAAUUGAAAGUAUGAAAAACUUGGAAGAAUGGUGUGCACUUCCUCCAACCGUAAAUUCAUUUCCUUUGCUUGAGAGAUUAGAUAUCAUGUGGUGCCGUAAUUUGAAAUCUAUACCAGAUUUACGAUUAUGGUCUUCUUCUCUCCGGAUUUUAAGAAUCACCGACUGCAACCAGUUGGAGGAGUCAAUAACCUAUCUUGAAGAGCUCUAUGUUGGUGAUGAUCAGCAAUUAAGAACUCACUGUGGAAAAGAUGAACUCAUUGUGGAAAAGGUGAACAAUACCUGGAGAUAUAAAUAAAUGGAUGAUGAGGGAUUUGUAAGAGGUCGAAUAUGCAAGUAGGGAGCUCCAUGAAGAACAACAAAGAUGAAG